Messenger RNA from Scleropages formosus (Asian bonytongue), 2573 nucleotides. RefSeq names its product cell wall protein DAN4-like. The record is from RefSeq and is a predicted model, not a curated record. The coding region runs from base 27 to 1454 and encodes 475 amino acids. The transcript is spliced from 7 exons. Gene Ontology annotation, biological process: visual perception. NCBI's taxonomy places the organism in Eukaryota, Metazoa, Chordata, Actinopteri, Osteoglossiformes, Osteoglossidae.
CUACAACCACAUCAGAACCAUCUACUAUGACUGCAACUGGAAUCACAUCAGAAACAUCUACUUCAACAACUGCAACUACACUCAUGUCAGGAGUAACAACUACAGAAACUGCAACUACAACUUCAUCAGAACCAUCUACUUCAAUAACUGCAACUACAGUCAAAUCAGGAAUAACAACUACAGAAACUGCAACUACAACUACAUCAGGACAAUCUGCUACAACUGCAAAUGCAGUCACAUCAGAACCAUCUACAACAUUAACUGCAACUACAACCACAUCAGGAGAAUAUACUGUGACUGGAACUACAACCACAUCAGGGCAAUCUGCUACAACUGCAACUACAGUCAUAUUAGAACCAUCUCCUUCAACAACUCUGACUGCAAGCACAACAGAACAAUCUCCUAAAACAACUAUAACUUCGAGUACUUCACAACCAUCUCCAUCAACUACAACUGCAUCAGUACCAACAGAAGCUGUAACUACAGUCACAACAACCACAACGACCACAAAUCCUAUAAAUUAUAGUGAAAGACUGGAACUUAAGUUUUCUCUUAUGAUUGAUUUUACAGAUGAUCUGUAUGAUCCAACUUCAGAAAAUUAUAAAAAAUUGGAAUUGCAGGUUGUAUUGCAGCUUACCUAUCUUUACAAGACAAAGUAUGGACCUAUAUUCAUCAUGGUGAUUGUAAUAAGUUUCAGCCCUGGAUCUGUGGUUACGGACACUGAGCUUGUGUUCAACACCUCUAUGCCUGAUUCCCUACCCACUGCAAAUGAUGUGAAACAAGUCCUUAUCCAGGCUAUAUCAGAAAACAACAGUAACUUCACUCUUAAGAUCAACUCCAGCAGUAUAACUGUUCAAGAAAUGGCAGGAAUUAGUACAGUGGCUACGAUACCUGUCAGCACACUUGCCACUGCACAAUCUGUUACUGUUCAGACUACACCAACUUCACAGCUGGAAACUACAAGCACUUUUGCUACUAAUGCUUCUACCAGUGUGGCAGCAACCACAUUAACUUCAAUAACUGCAACUUCAACUGCAACUCCAACAACAACCAUUGCAGUGGUAAUAAUCAAACUGCGCUUUGCUAUGUCAAAGGACUUCACCUCAGAGUUAAGCAACACCAGCUCACCACAAUUCCAAACUCUGGCAGCUCAAGUAUAUUUAGUGGUCAACCAGGUAUACCGAGACCAUUUUGGCAACCAGUACAAAGGUAGCAAUGUAACACAGUUCAGCAAAGGCUCAGUGGUGACCUUCAUUGACCUCUUCUUCAGUGGCACUGACCCCCUCCCAAAUUCUAUAGACAUAGUGAAUGCCCUCAAACAGGCCGUGAGCAACAACAACACCCUCUCCAUCAUCCUCGACUCCAUCCAAAUUAACAGUGCAGCAGGAAGAAACAGUGUAUCUUGUGCUGUGCUGCUGGCUGCACUCACACUUCUGCUUGCGGGUCACCUGUAGAUAGCCGCUGCCCAACGACAGUGAAGAUACAUAGAGAUGGAGCAGAAGAUGGUCAGGCUGCAAAGGACAAUACAUAGAUUUUAUUUAUCAUUUUGCAAAGGACUAUAUAUAAUUUUAUUUAUCUGCUAUUACCUUUUUUUCCACCGUAAUCUCUAAUAUUCUUCUUAAGUGUUGAUGUAAACCAGAAGAUAUUUAAAAGAAUGAACUGAUGCAUUUGUAUAUAGGAUCUAACAGUAGAUUUACUGUGUGGUGGCACCAUAAUAAGGACAUGCAUAGCAUCUUCAGGGACUACAAGGUUGUGUGGAGAAAAUGAAGACAGUAGAAGAUACCUGCUACCUUUGGUGUAAUUCAUACAGGUUGUGUGCUUCUAUCACUGCAAAUGAGAUGAAGAGAAAAAUACGGGAUAGCAAGUCAUUCGAACAGCAGUUUCAAGGGAACAGUACUCAACAGCAAAGCAUCCAUACAACCUGGCAAAGCUUGUGUGAUAUUCCAGUCACUUGGAGAUAAUGGGACAUGACGGGGGGCACAGAUGAGUUUCCCUUUUCCAUAUACUACCCCAGGAAGUGCACACCAUGAUGUGGUGGUGCUGCAAUGAACUCUAUGUCCCAGAGGGCCUGGUUCCAAACCUGCUAAAUGCUGCCAUUUACAUAAAAACCAUUCCAUGAAGGAACAAUGUCAUUUUCAAAGGUUGUGUUUUUAAAAGGUCAUUUAAUAUCUUCUGCUACAAAUUCAUUUUGAAACUCUUUGUUUUUAUAAGGUAUUUGAAGAAACAGGAAGAAAGAUUACCACCUUCUCAAGCAGUGCAAGUUGACUGAAAUGUCUGAGAGAAAUCUAAUGUAUUUCCUGUUCACACAAAACUAGCAAUCAUUAGAAGAACUGUGAAACAUCCCAGAAUCAAACAUGUCUGAACCAAAUACAAGAGACUAAAGUGUGUGGUGCAUAUCUGACCUUUUAAUUUUUUGAUUCAUUACAUGGAUCUUGUUUCUAGAGAUAGCUUGAAGCUUAAUUUUUAUUCAAUUUAAAUCUGACUAACAUUCAAAUUCUAUAAAUUUUGUAUGUUUGUCCAAGAAAUAAUAUUAGUGUAACGCAAACUGAAUAACAGGUGGUGUCUGAGUACCA